Molecule: messenger RNA, 1371 nt
Organism: Microtus ochrogaster (prairie vole)
Lineage: Eukaryota; Metazoa; Chordata; Mammalia; Rodentia; Cricetidae
Gene: Pard6g
Product: par-6 family cell polarity regulator gamma
Biological process (GO): regulation of cellular localization; establishment or maintenance of cell polarity; centrosome cycle
Cellular component (GO): nucleus; apical plasma membrane; cell cortex
Molecular function (GO): protein binding
Source: RefSeq, a predicted model, not a curated record
GGGGCGUCUCCGCCGAGACUCUCUCUGUGGCCCCUGAGGGGCGAGGGCGAAGGCGAGGCUGAGUGGGACCGAAAUCAUGAACCGGAGUUUUCACAAGUCUCAGACCCUACGCUUCUACGACUGCAGCGCAGUGGAAGUCAAGAGCAAGUUUGGGGCCGAAUUCCGAAGGUUCUCCUUGGACCGCCACAAGCCGGGGAAGUUUGAAGAUUUCUACCAGCUGGUCGUGCACACCCACCACAUCCCUCACACGGACGUGACCAUCGGCUAUGCUGACGUGCACGGGGACCUGCUGCCCAUCAACAAUGACGACAACUUCUGCAAGGCGGUCUCAAGUGCGAACCCCUUGCUUAGGGUCUUCAUCCAGAAGCGAGAAGAGGCAGACCACUACAGCUUCGGAACAGGUACUCUAUCGAGGAAGAAAAAGGUGCUGGUGACGCUGAGGGAUGAGGGCCUGCGCCGGCGGACACACCUCAACAUCAGCAUGCCGCAUGACUUCCGCCCAGUGUCCUCCAUCAUUGAUGUGGACAUCCUCCCUGAGACGCACCGCCGAGUGAGGCUCUACAGACAUGGCUGCGAAAAGCCGCUGGGCUUCUACAUUCGAGAUGGCACCAGCGUGCGUGUGACCCCCCACGGGCUAGAGAAAGUCCCCGGUAUCUUCAUUUCCCGGAUGGUGCCUGGGGGCCUUGCAGAGAGCACUGGGCUACUGGCUGUGAAUGACGAAGUCUUGGAGGUGAAUGGGAUUGAGGUAGCUGGAAAGACAUUGGAUCAAGUCACAGACAUGAUGAUUGCCAACAGCCACAACCUCAUUGUCACUGUCAAGCCUGCCAACCAAAGGAACAACGUGGUCCGCAGCAGCCGCACAUCCGGUAGCUCUGCCCAGUCCACGGACAGCACCACCAGUCACCACAGCCUGCCGGCCACCCAUGUCGUGCAGAAUUUCCACCCUGAGGAAAUGGAGAGCGACGAGGAAGCUGACAUCGUCAUUGAGGGGGCUCUGGAACCUCAGCACAUUCCCAAGACACAGGCCGUCCCUCCGGGCAGCCUCUCGAGGGCCAAUGGUACCAGCCUUGCCCACAGGCUGCACAGGGACAUGGUCCUGCAUAGCUCUGGGCGGGAGAGCAACGGCAGUAUCCACAGAUUUCUCAGCUCCCUGAAACCAGACCCGCGACACAGCCUGGUCCUCCCUCAAGGAGGUGUGGAGGAGCACGGGCCAGCCAUCACUCUCUAGGACUUGAGCCACUUGGCCAGGCUGUGUGGCAGCGGGACCCACGGGUGGCAAGUGCCGAGUAGCAUGUAGUACUCUUAGAUGAAUAGUGACUCCAAAGGGAAAUACUUUACAUUUUUAUGUCAAUUUUAAAAUAAGAAAAAUAA